Messenger RNA from Pyricularia pennisetigena, 252 nucleotides. RefSeq lists its product as uncharacterized. The record is from RefSeq and is a predicted model, not a curated record. Bases 1 to 252 code for a protein of 83 amino acids. The transcript is spliced from 2 exons. NCBI's taxonomy places the organism in Eukaryota, Fungi, Ascomycota, Sordariomycetes, Magnaporthales, Pyriculariaceae.
AUGAAGAAGUCAAGAGUCGGUGCGCGCGGGCCGAAUUUAAGUCGACAGGCUCCGCUGCUGAAGCGACCCCGUGCGUCUUUGCUGCUGCUGGCUGACGGCGAGGGGGUGCGUGCCGUGCGAGUGGGAACCCCAGUCGAAGCCAAACCAGAUCCAGGUUGGGCAGGAUUGGACCUUGGACAGGGACACGGGAGGAACCUUGGUAGGGGUGCGCCGGCUGGCGAAAUGUCAACGGACUGGCUUGGCUGCUGCUGA